Sesamum indicum (sesame) is the source of this 827-nucleotide messenger RNA. Its product is annotated as RNA binding protein. Gene Ontology annotation, molecular function: RNA binding. Gene Ontology annotation, biological process: ribosome assembly. Gene Ontology annotation, cellular component: nucleus. The record is from RefSeq and is a predicted model, not a curated record. Lineage: Eukaryota; Viridiplantae; Streptophyta; Magnoliopsida; Lamiales; Pedaliaceae.
UCUGCAGUCAAAAACCCUAGGUCGAAUACCCCCAAAACGAAAAACCCUAGAGAGAGCCAUGAGACCUCUCGACGAGAAAGAGACGACUCUCGUCUUCAACAAGCUCCACAAAUUCGUUGGAAACAACCUCAAGAACAUCGUCCUGGAGUCUCAGUCGCACGAAGGGCCGGAGUCGAAUCCCGGACGCUACUGCUUUCGCCUCCAGAAGAACAGGGUAUACUACGUCUCCGAAUCCUUAAUCAAAAGGGCGACCAACAUCAAGCGCGAGAAGUUAGUUUCGCUCGGAACCCAAAUCGGUAAAUUCACGAAAGCUGGGAAAUUUCACUUGACCAUCCAGAGCUUGAAUCUUUUGGCUGCGAAUGCGAAGCAUAAAGUUUGGCUCAAGCCCACUUCGGAAAUGAGUUUUUUGUAUGGGAACAGUGUGUUGAAAGGUGGGGUGGGGAGGAUUACGGAGAACAUUCAGGUGAAUGAUGGGGUGGUGGUUUUCUCGAUGUCGGAUGUGCCGUUGGGAUUUGGGGAUGCAGCGAAGAGUACGGUGGAUUGCCGUAAGAUGGAUCCUAAUGGGAUUGUGGUGCAUCGGCAUGCGGAUAUUGGGGAAUAUUUGAGAAUGGAGGAUGAUCUUUAGGUUGAUUCUGAGCCAUGUUUGGUGUUGACGGUUAUAUUAUGUGAAAAAUCCUCAGUGGUCCGGAAUUUUGAGCUACGGUUGUGUAAUCUGAAUUUUGUUGGAAAAUGUUGUUAUUACUUUAUAAUUUGAGAUAAAUUCUAGAAACUAAUCAAAUGGAAGGAUAAUUCAGCUCAGUUUUGUUGGGGAGUUUGAAUUUCUUGAA